AUGUUGGGCGCGGGCGACCGGCCGAGUUGCAAGAAACUGCCGAACCGCUUGCAAUUGGGGUCUCCCGAUCUCGUUCUUGAGCGGGCCCAACUCGCCCCUGAAAUCCACGGGAUCAACGGUAUCGGCGAUCUGUUCGUUCUCGUGGAGGACAUGGCCUGCCCCGAUAAUUCCGUCAGAUACAUGCUCGAACCGGAACGAUACGAGGAGGAUGCGUUCGUUCUCGAGCGGAAUGGCACCCUCCGAACGUCCACCAGCAAAUUCCCAGCGUGGAGCUAUUGCCUGGACUGGAAGGAGUCCUUCGAACGGAUCGUCGUGCUCGUUUGCCUGUCGCCGGAUUCGCCGACUCCUUCGCCCGCGAACGAACAGGAAUCGUACAACAUUGGCAUCAUAGUGUCCGUUCCGUUCUUCCUCGCCACGUUUUUGGUCUACGCGAUUAUACCGGAGUUGAGGAGCCUAUACGGGAAAACACUGAUGUGUUAUGUCGCCUGUCUCGUGAUCGCGUACACCUUUCUCGUGCUGGCGAAAUCGUUUUACUUCGCGUCCCGUCUAUGUUCUGCUAUAGCACGGAAAAGUGAAACGACGGUUGUGACUGUUACGUCGAUCCUAUCGAUACUAUCGAUUCUGUCGGCUCGCGCGAUAAACGUCGAGUCGUUCUCGGGUCUCGAUUUCACCGUAACCGAGGGUUCCCUCGCGGGCGUCGAACCGGUGACGUUCGCCACCGUCGGGCCCCUUGCCAAUAUCGUCGAGAACAGCGAUGGGACCGAACGUUUCAUUGGUCUCCACAGGAACGAGCGGGACACAAGGAACAAUUCGUCCGACGAAACGUCGGACAAGCCUCUGGUUCAUCUUUGCUGUCCCCUCGAGAGUCGGAUGAUAAAAAACAGUUGCUUGACGCUCGAAACGAACGUGACCAUUCGUUUUCCACCCUUGUACCGGUCCAACAGCUUCGAUUUGCUCGACGCAUCACCGACACCGAAAAGUUUCCGGCUGGCCGUACGUGAUCCGUGCGACGGCGGUCCACGAUAUCGGCUCGUCCCCGAGACGUACGACGAGGACGCGUUUUUGCUCCUCGAUAACGGCGCGGUGUACAGGCCGAACGGGAACGUUAUCCUCCCGCCGAGCGAAUAUUGUCUUGGUCGCGUGGAUGUGGACAAGUACGACGUGGUGCUCUGUUUCGAGGCGGAUGACUACGACGAGACGGGGGAGUCGAACGGGACAAAUAUCAUAGUUUCGUUUCCAAUUGGACUGAUCGUGUCGGUGCCGUUUCUUCUUGCCACGUUCAUCGUCUACUCGUUGAUACCCGAACUGAAGAAUAUGCACGGGCGGACGCUACGUUGUUACGUUGGGUCGCUGCUGAUCGCGUACACGGUACUCGCGAUCGUGCAGAUCCUCCCGCAAUACAGCAUCUCGGAUCCCCUCUGCGUCGCAUUCGCUUUCAUCAUCCAUUUCUCCUUUCUGGCCAGUUUUUUCUGGCUGAACGUCAUGUGCUUCGACAUUUGGUGGACAUUCGGUGGUUUCCGGUCACUCCAAGGCAGCGUGAAACAAAGAGAACGGAAAAAAUUCAUAAUAUACUCGAUCUACGCUUGGGGCUGCGCGUCGAUCCUCACCGGUGUCUGCAUCCUCAUGGAUUUCCUUCCCAAUAUUCCGACCUAUUUUAUAAGACCACAAUUCGGAAUGCAGAGCUGUUGGUUCACGACGGAUGAGGCGAAAGCAAUAUACUUUUACGGACCUAUGGGUGUCACGGUGUUCUGCAAUAUCUGUCUUUUUGUCUCCACGGCAUUGAAAAUUGUGAAGCACACACGGGACACAGCUCAUCAUUUGAACGGCGCGGACAGCAGGCGUCACGAUGACAACAAGCAAUGGUUCAAUCUGUACUUGAAACUGUUCAUCGUGAUGGGCAUCAAUUGGUCGAUGGAAAUAAUAUCAUGGUUAUGCAACAAUUCACCGACGUACAUCUGGUACCUUACCGAUCUAACGAACACCUUGCAAGGCGUGAUAAUCUUUUUGAUCUUCGUCUGGAAAGAAAAGAUCCGUCGACUGCUCUUGAAGAGGCUCGGUUGCCACGGACGCAACUUUCUCUCGAGGAAUUCGACUCGCAGCGCAUACCACAGUUCGGCAUCACGCACCUGCACCACGUCCGCGGCACCGACGGCAUCGAUACCGUUCCAGCAGAAGUUCAACCCUCACCAAUUGAAAGAUACCUUACCUCUUCGCAGCGGUAAACCACCGUUAUCCGACGACAGCAACGACUGUCCUUAAAGGCACCUGUUACCCUCCUCUUGAUGUUAACAUUUCU
Molecule: messenger RNA, 2296 nt
Organism: Dufourea novaeangliae
Lineage: Eukaryota; Metazoa; Arthropoda; Insecta; Hymenoptera; Halictidae
Product: G-protein coupled receptor Mth2-like
Exons: 6
Coding region: 1-2259 (752 amino acids)
Biological process (GO): G protein-coupled receptor signaling pathway; cell surface receptor signaling pathway
Cellular component (GO): membrane
Molecular function (GO): G protein-coupled receptor activity
Source: RefSeq, a predicted model, not a curated record